GAAUGUAGGGGCGGCCGCCUCCUUCUCCACCACCCCCCCCACCACCCCACCCCACACCUUCCCCACAGCCUGAUAUCCAGCCUGGCCCCGCCGCCCAGGCCCAACGAACCACAGCCUUGCACCCGCCGGAGAUUGCAGCACAAGGACACCGAUGCAUCGAGUGGAGCUGGAGGGCUGGGCCUGGGAGGCCCCCCCCAGAAUUAAAGAAGAGGAGACUGAGAACGAGGCAUCAGCCCAGGAGCCACGUGAAGCUGCCAUUUUUGCCCAGGAGGAGGAGGAGCCCAGACCUGGCGUUCUGCCCCCAGGGAUCCCCGUGGAGGAGGGGCUGCGAUUACCGGUGGACCUCGGGCAGCAGGAGGACUUGGUGCCGGAGGUGAAGCCCCUGGUGUGUACCGUGUGCCACCGGGCCUUUGGCAGUGCGCAGGAACUGGAGGGUCACGUGCGAGAGAGCCACGAGCCCUCGAGCCCUCCGCGGGACGGCCCUGCUCCCUCCUUCCAGUGCCCGCUGUGCCAGCGCACUUUCCUGACUGCCACAGAGCUGAGGGCGCACCGCCGCUCGCACACCAAGGACCGGCUCUUCCAGUGCUCCGUCUGCAAGGAGGCUUUCAGCCAGGCGGGCGACUUCUUCAAGCACCAGUGCCUGCUCGGCCAGGACAAACCCUGCCAGUGCAGCGUCUGCCACAAGACUUUCCAGCGCCUCUCCUCCUUCCUGGUGCACCAGUGCUCUCGCCCCCUCCAGAAACCCUUCAAGUGUGACAUCUGCGGCAAGGGCUUUGCCCAGUCCUCGAAGCUGUCCGAUCACCAGCGGACGCACACCGGAGAGAGGCCUUUCAGAUGUGAAGUUUGUGGGAAGAGGUUUGCUCUGUCGAGUAAGCUGAUCGUUCACCAGUGCAUCCACACCGGCGAUAAGCCCUUCAAGUGCGAGACCUGCGGCCGAUCCUACAACCGGCUGGACAACCUGCGGAGGCACCAGCGCACCCACCUGAUCGAGCGGCCGUUCAAGUGCCCCGUCUGCGGCAAGGGUUUCACCGACUCCUCCUGCCUGCUAGCCCACCAGCGCGUCCACUCGACCGAGAAGCCCUUCAAGUGCAGCGUCUGCGGCCGUGGCUUCACCCGCUCGGCCAAACUGGCCCUGCACCAGUGCCUGCACACCGGCGAGCGGCCUUACCGCUGCGGAGAGUGCGGCAAGAGCUACAACCGCUCGGAGAACCUCAAGAGGCACCAGCGAAGCCACACCAGAGCCCGCAAGGCCCUGCAGUGUCUCCUCUGCCAAAAAUCCUUCAACCUCUUCUCCACCUUCCUGGCACACCAGGCCAGCCACACCGGCGAGAAGCCCUUCAAGUGCCCCGUGUGCCAAAAGGGCUUCGGCAUGUCCUCCUCGCUGCUGGCCCACCAGUCUAUCCACACCGGUGACAAGCCAUACCGCUGCCAGACCUGCGGCAGCAGCUACAACCGGCUGGACAAUCUCCGGAGGCACCAGCGCAGUCACCAGGGGGCCGCGGCUGAGCUGCGAUGGGGGGCCAGGGGCCGGAGGAAGGCCAAGCGGCCGCUGCCCACCAGGCUCCAGCCCGGGCACCAAGUGGGCGGGUGGGUGGCCCCGGCCAAGCUGGAGGCCGACUCGCCCGCCCUUCAGACGGACCCGGUCGUUCACGUCGAGACGCGGUUCCGUUGCGACGUCUGCGGAGAGACGUUUGCGGAGCCGUCUGCCCUCCAGACGCACCGACUGACUCACACCGAGACCCCCUAUCGGUGUGACGUCUGCGGAGAGACGUUCGCGGAGCCGUCUGCCCUCCAGACGCACCGACCGACUCACACCGAGACCCCUGAUCGAUGUGACGUCUGCGGAGAGACGUUCGCGGAGCCGUCUGCCCUCCAGACGCACCGACUAACUCACACCGAGACCCCCUAUCGAUGCGACGUCUGUGGAGAGACGUUCACGGAGCCGUCUGGCCUCCAGACGCACCGACUAACUCACACCGAGGCCCCCUAUCGAUGCGACGUCUGUGGAGAGACGUUCACGGAGCCGUCUGGCCUCCAGACGCACCGACUAACUCACACCGAGACCCCCUAUCGAUGCGACGUCUGUGGAGAGACGUUCACGGAGCCGUCUGUCCUCCAGACGCACCUACUAACUCACACCGAGACCCCCUACCGAUGUGAGGUCUGCGGGGAACUCUUUCCCGACCCGUCUGAGCUUCAGACACACCAGCUGGCUCACGCCGAGGCCGCCUAUCGAUGUGAGGUCUGUGGGAUGACCUUUGCCGAUCUGUCUGCUGUCCAGACGCACCGGCUGAUUCACACCAAGAGGCAGGUCCACCGGUGCAACAUCUGCGGCAAGUCCUUCAAGCAGUCGUCCGACCUGCUGGUUCAUGGCUACGUGCACACAGGCGAGAGGCCCUUCGGCUGCACCGUGUGUGGCCGCAGCUUCACCAAAGCCACCUCGCUCCGCGCACACCAGGCCAUCCACACUGGCCAGAAGUCUUACCGUUGCCACGUCUGCCCCAAGAGCUACAACCGGCUGGACAACCUGCGCCGGCACCAGCGGGUGCACCUGGGGGACCGGCCGUUCCGCUGCACCGUCUGCGGCGACAGCUUCAUCUCCUCGGCUCUGCUGCGCGCCCACCGGGCGGGCCACAGCUACAAGUGCCACGGCUGCGGCGAGACCUUUGCCCGCCCAACCUCCCUGGCCGAGCAUCGGUGCCCAGGAGGAGGGGUGCUGCCGCCCCCCGGCGGGGAGGAGCCCACCGUCGUCACUGCCACGCCACCCUCCUCGCCGCCCGACCAGGUCAUCCAUGUGGCCACACGCUUCGAGUGCGAGGUGUGCGGCCAGGCAUUCGGAGACGCCUGUGCUCUCCAGGCACACCGGCCCUUCCACCUGGAGCGAUCCUGCGAGUGCCUGGAGUGCGGAGAGAUCUUCAACAGCAGGGCUGCCCUUCAGGAUCACAGAACCAUCCACACUGAGCCCUCCUACCAAUGUUCUGUGUGUGGGGAGAUCUUCAAUGAUUCAUCUUCACUCGAAGCCCAUCAACCCAUCCACACUGAGCCCUCCUACCAAUGUUCUGUGUGUGGGGAGAUCUUCAAUGAUUCAUCUUCACUCGAAGCUCAUCAACCCAUCCACACUGAGCCCUCCUACCAAUGUUCUGUGUGUGGGGAGAUCUUCAAUGAUUCAUCUUCACUCGAAGCCCAUCAACCCAUCCACACUGAGCCCUCCUACCAAUGUUCUGUGUGUGGGGAGAUCUUCAAUGAUUCAUCUUCACUUGAAGCUCAUCAACCCAUCCACACUGAGCCCUCCUACCAAUGUUCUGUGUGUGGAGAGAUCUUCAAUGAUUCCCCCUCCCUUGAAGCUCACCAGGUGACCCAUGCAGAGCGUAGCCUCAAAUGCAGUGGCUGCGGCCAAAGCUUUGAGAGCCCCUUGGCGCUCUCCGCCCACCACUGCAGGAACGUGGGCGCCAAGCCCUUCCGGUGCCUGCUUUGUGGCAAAGGCUUCAGCCAGGCCAUCUCGCUGAGGAAACACCGGUGCCCUAGCCCCGGGGAUCAGCGAGCCUUCCGCUGGUCGGUGAGCGGCGAGCGGCUGAACCAGCCCCUGCCACCCCCGAUCCCGCGGGGGUCCCGCCUCUCCACCCGGCCCAGGGACCGCUGCUUCAAGUGUGACGUCUGUCCAAAGAGCUACAACCGGCUGGACAACCUGCGCCGGCAUCAGCGGGUGCACCUGGGGGACCGGCCGUUCCGCUGCACCGUCUGCGGCGACAGCUUCAUCUCCUCGGCCUCUCUGAGAGCCCACCGGGCGGGACAUGGCGCCCGGGGGGGAUACAAGUGUGAGGCCUGCGGUGAGACCUUUGCCAACGCGGCCUCCCUGACGGAGCAUCGGUGCAGCCAGCCCUUCAAAUGGUCGGUGGAGGAACCCGCGAUGGCCAGCGCCUCAUCCCCUUCCUCUUCCUCCCCCCCGACCACCCCUCUCGGGGGCCGGGAAGCCCCUGGCAGCGGCCUCCCCCUGGUCGCCCCUUUGCCGUCCGACCGGCUGUUCGAGUGCAGUGUGUGCGGCGAGAGCCUCACCGACGCUUUCUCGCUGCAGACCCACCAGCUCCUUCACAACUGGGAGAAGCCCUUCCGCUGUGACCUCUGUGACCAGAGCUUCGAGGACUCUUCCUCGCUGACCGAACACCAGCUCAGCCACGGAGCGGAGACUCAAUCCCCGGCCCGGUACAAGUGUGACCAGUGCGAGGAGACCUUCGACACCCCAUCCUCGCUGGGGGAGCACCAGCUCCUUCACAACUGGGAGAAGCCCUUCCGCUGUGACCUCUGUGACCAGAGCUUCGAGGACUCUUCCUCGCUGACCGAACACCAGCUCAGCCACGGAGCGGAGACUCAAUCCCCGGCCCGGUACAAGUGUGACCAGUGCGAGGAGACCUUUGACACCCCAUCCUCGCUGCGGACCCACCAGCUCCUUCACAACUGGGAGAAGCCCUUCCGCUGUGACCUCUGUGACCAGAGCUUCGAGGACUCUUCCUCGCUGACCGAACACCAGCUCAGCCACGGAGCGGAGACUCAAUCCCCGGCCCGGUACAAGUGUGACCAGUGCGAGGAGACCUUCGAGGCUUUGUCAUCGCUCCACGCGCACCAGCUCAGCCACGGGGGCGCAGAGACCCAAUCCCCGGCCCGCUACAAGUGUGGGCGGUGCGAGGCCAGCUUCGAGGCUCUGUCAUCUCUCCACGCGCACCAGCUCCUCCACAUCUGGCAGCCGCCCUUCAAACACGAGCAGGCCUUCGAGGAGCUGGCCCUGGGCGAGCAGGAGGCCCCAGAGCUCCUGCCCGACCCGGGGCCCCUGCAGGCCCAUGGGCACCGGGCCCAUGGGCCGGAGCCUCUGGCCCUUUCUCCCUCCCCGGCCCCCUCCCCUCGCGAGAAGCCCUACCGAUGCUCGGCCUGCCAGAAGACCUUCGCCCUCCACUCGGCUCUGAAAGCUCACCAGACCAUCCACACCGGGAACAAGCCCUUUCGCUGUGAUGUCUGUGCCCGCAGCUACAAUCGGCUGGACAAUCUCCGGCGUCACCAGUACUCCCACGUGAAAGCUGCUCGCUGAUGGAACACGCGGCGUCGAUUUAGUCUGGACUCAGUGGGACCCCGGUAAAGGGCCGGGAGCCCAUGCGUAACCGUCUCUCCGAACCCCGGAAGGGAACAGGAAGAGCUGGCAGUGAAUUGGCCCGCCACCUGCUCUCCGCUAAAAGACUAUGAGCCUCAUCUCUGGAAUGCACAUUGGGACCAGCCCUCUCCGGUACAAAGACAAUGGGAGAACUGUGGGGAUGGGGAGCAAAACAAGGGUGGGGGGGGAGAUUUGAGUCUGAAUCAUGAUGUUCCUGUUUGGGGAAAAACCCCAGACAGGAAGAGAGAGGGAGCUUUACUCUGCAUCUAACCCCGUGCUGUACCUGUCCUGGGAGUGUUUGAUGGGGACGGUGUAGAGGGUGAUUUACUCUGUAUCUAACCCCGUGCUGUACCUGUCC
Messenger RNA from Carcharodon carcharias (great white shark), 5495 nucleotides. RefSeq names its product zinc finger protein 729-like. Bases 152 to 5077 code for a protein of 1641 amino acids. The record is from RefSeq and is a predicted model, not a curated record. Gene Ontology annotation, molecular function: DNA-binding transcription activator activity, RNA polymerase II-specific; RNA polymerase II cis-regulatory region sequence-specific DNA binding. Gene Ontology annotation, biological process: regulation of transcription by RNA polymerase II. Gene Ontology annotation, cellular component: nucleus. Lineage: Eukaryota; Metazoa; Chordata; Chondrichthyes; Lamniformes; Lamnidae. The transcript is spliced from 3 exons.